AUGAGUACGCUCGAGAAUACAUUCCAAAUAGAGUUAAAACUGGAAAAGGAAAAAACUAACCAAGCUCUGCUGAAAGAUCAUGUCGAGAAAUAUUCUGAAUUGACGCAAUCCAUGUCAAAGAUUCUAAAUUCAUUCGAACAGCGACUGGGUAAACUUGAGCAUACAAUACUACCGGUUUACAACAUAACAAAGAACCUACAAAAACAACAACAGAAUCUUGAUAGCACCCUUCAAUGCAUGGAGCAGGUGCUCUCUCAUUAUGAUGCCUCGCAAGAUGUAUGUAAUCUCAUUCAUCAAGGACCAUCCGAAGGAAACAUAGGAACGUUCCUGGAUGGAUUGAAUAAAUUGAAAAAGGCGAAAGAUUACUUUUUGAACAAUAAUCCUCAGAGUGUCGAGCUGGAGAACGUAACCAGCUUGUUUAACAAUGGUUGCGAGACUCUGAACAAUCACUUUAAAUCGCUGCUGAAAAAACACAAUGCUCCAUUGAAACCGGUGGACCUGCUGGACAUGAUUUAUAUCGAGGAUGAUUCAUCGAACGAAGACUGCCCUUCGAUCAAGCAACUACCGCCUAGCGCUCGCGAUGAACUGAACGUGAUUGCCCAAUGGCUGGAUAACAAUCUGCGACGAGAGUAUGUGCAAAUAUUUGGCGACGAACGUUCGGAUGUGAUAAUGCGUUCGUUGCAAAAUUUAAAAGAUCAUCAAAAAAGCGGAAGCUGGGGAAAUGAACCACUGCGAACCAGGCACGGAUACGGUCGCAUGGAUAUGGGGGUAAAGAAGACCACAUCUGCCCGAUUACAACAAAUAUUUGAGCGUAAAGCCAACAAAAUGUUUAUGAAAGCUUCCCAAACUCUCGGCCAAUCGGCGGGGUUAGCUAUGCGAAAAAAUUCCUCUUUUGGAGAUAUUUUAGCAGCUGAAGAAUAUGGUAAUGAUAAUGAUCAGGAACUGGAAAAGUAUCUCGUGCUUUUGUUGGGACUCCAAAAGUUGCUCGUAUGGGAGCGGCAAUUGUUAAACGACAUUGUUCCCUCUUCGCGCCACAACGAAGUCUUCUCUCGUCUGUCACAACCAUCUAUCGAAAUGGUGGUUAAGGAUGCGGAGCAAAUUACAUCUAAAGUGAUGCGAAGUAUUUCUCGUAAGGAGUGGUCAGCAGCGUUGGGAAUAUUUUCAGCGCUCAAGCACGUGCAAAUCUUGCAACCAGAUAUCGAUCGCAUAUGCGAUUCCAUGCAAAAGCAGCAACUGUCCGGUGUACUGAACAGGUUGCAACAAACGGCUUCUAAGGGAUUGGAACAGUUUAUUGAGUCCAUUCGUAACGAUUCCGGUGGUGGUGGCAUGGUCAGCAUGACGUCUAGCACAAUUAGCUACGGUGGAGGGUCGAACGUUCCGCGUGAUGCUACAGUGUAUGAACUGACCUCGAACACGAUCUGGUUCCUGGAACAGUUGCAAGAACAUUGUGAUACAAUUGGAGGCCUUCUUCAAACGGAAGCGAUAUACACAAAUGAUCUUGAUCGCAUUGCUUUGCAUAAGGCGGUGUCUGUGGAACAGAAAAAUAAGGCUCUACUUGGGAUCUAUAUUAGGAAAGUUUUGGCAGAAUUGAAUUACACCAUUGCCACUAAAUCAGAACAGUACGGUGAUCAGGCCACAAAACAGUUAUUCAAACUGAACAACACUCAUUACAUAUUGAAAUCACUACAACGAUCAAGCUUGAUUGAGAUCGUUUCCCUGACCGAACAUGACUGCGAGCGUCGCUAUCAGAAAAUGAUUCAAGAUCUGAAAAAGGCCUAUUUAGGUUCGUGGUCGAAGCUAUUGUCCUACAUUCAUCCAUUAGACGAUAUGCCACGGCCUAUAAACGGUAAAGUCAAGGAUAAGGAACGAGCUACAAUCAAGGAUCGGUUCUCGAACUUUAACAAGGAGCUGGAUGACGCAGUAAAAAUACAACGUGCGAUUUCCGUACCAGAUGUGCUGUUACGCGAAGGAAUCAAACGUGAUAAUACAGAACACAUAGUCCCAAAGUACAACGCGUUCUUUGAAGUGUAUUCUGAUGUGCAAUUUAGCAAGAACAUCGAUAAAUAUGUUAAAUAUCGGCCAUCAGAUGUCACAACUAUGCUAAAUAGUUUUUUUGAUGAUACUGUGUAA
Messenger RNA from Anopheles nili, 2130 nucleotides. It is a transcript of the gene Exo70, whose product is annotated as exocyst complex component 7. Gene Ontology annotation, cellular component: exocyst. The transcript is spliced from 6 exons. The record is from RefSeq and is a predicted model, not a curated record. Gene Ontology annotation, biological process: exocytosis. Gene Ontology annotation, molecular function: phosphatidylinositol-4,5-bisphosphate binding. NCBI's taxonomy places the organism in Eukaryota, Metazoa, Arthropoda, Insecta, Diptera, Culicidae. Bases 1 to 2130 code for a protein of 709 amino acids.